Molecule: messenger RNA, 1841 nt
Organism: Pantherophis guttatus
Lineage: Eukaryota; Metazoa; Chordata; Lepidosauria; Squamata; Colubridae
Product: interferon-inducible GTPase 5-like
Cellular component (GO): membrane
Molecular function (GO): GTP binding; GTPase activity
Source: RefSeq, a predicted model, not a curated record
AGAAACAAUGCACAAGGAACUUGAAGGGUAUAUAAGAGAGAUGUCGUCCUUUUGACUCGAGAAGUCUGGCAAUUUUUGAAAAGAAAUCAACCCCAGCCUGCGUAGGGACCUUUGAGAAUUACUCAUUUGAUAAAAGCAAAUAAUCUGCACAGAACAAAGAGCAACUAUGGGCAAUCUAGUUCUAAAGGAUUUUGUAAGGAAAGAAUUUGAAGAUUUAAAGAGCGAUUUGAAUAAAGGCAACGUCCCCAAAGUGGCAGCAGAAUACCAAAAACAUUUAAAGAAAAUACAAAAUCUGUCCCUUAAUAUCGCACUUACUGGAGAUGCAGGUGUUGGGAAAUCCUCCUUUGUCAAUGCCUUCCGAGGAGUAAGUGAUGAUGAUGAGGAGGCAGCCGAGGUCGGGCCAGGAAAAGAAACCUUAGUGAUAAAGGCAUAUCCUCACCCUUCUUUCCCAAAUAUAAAAAUAUGGGACCUUCCAGGGAUCGGAACAUAUAAGGUUAAGGCAGCGAAAUAUCUGAAGAAUGUCCAAUUUGAAAGAUACGAUGUCUUUAUUAUGGUUAUUUCUGAUCGUUUUACUGAAAACAAUAUUAUGCUGGCAAAGGAAAUACAAAGAAUGAAGAAGAAGUUUUACUAUGUGUGUAGCAAAAUAGAUGUCACUAUCAACAAUGAAAAGUGGAAAAAGAAUUUCAAUGUGGAGGACACCUUGGUAUCCAUGAGGCAAUAUUGUGAAGAUAGCUUGAAAGAGGCAGCUGGGAUUUCCUCAAGUGUGUUUCUGGUAUCCAGUCGGGAGGUACACAUGUAUGAUUUCCCUCUUCUGCAAGAGAGAAUAGCUGCUGAACUUCCUGACCACAAGAAAGAUAUUUUAACACUAUCUGUGCAGAUUUUCUCAGAAAAUGAAUUGAUGAGGAAAAAAGAGCUAAUGAAAUCCUAUAUAAAGAAGGUAGCGUUGAUAUCUUGUGCUUUUGGAGCAGUGCCUGUCCCAGGUCUCUCUAUUGCUUGUGACAUUGGAAUUUUGGUAGAUGCUCUGAGAUGUUUCUGCAGGGUGUUUGGCUUAGAUGACCGGUCUCUCCGUUUUCUGGCACUACAGACGGGAAAACAAUUUGAAGAGCUGAGGUCGGCUAUCAAGAAAACCCCAUUAGCCAACGCAGUCGAUGCAGAAUUGGUAUUUUCUCUCUUGAUGAAGUCAUCUCUCUGGGUCGCUGUGUCGCUGGUGGAAAUGGCUCUUGAUUUCAUACCUCUUAUCGGGUCUGUGUUUGGUGGAGCGAGUUCAUACCUUGUCACGUAUCAUUUUCUGAACAGCUUUCUUGACGAUGCUGUGGAAGACGCCCAAAAUAUUCGUGCAAAACUUCUUCAGCAACCAGAAUCCCAGGGGAAGUUUAAAGACACCUCCCAAAACCUCCUUUGAAGGAAACAGUCAAGCAUUUCAUCCAAAUGAAACAGAUGGAGAAAAAUAAUAAUGUUUCAAUGCCUUUUUUAGGAGAACAAAUUUUCUUGUGUUUAAGAAUUCUCUGAUUGAAAUAUGUGCUUGAUCAUCCAAAGGGCAAAGGAAUACCCCUAUCUGCAGGUAUCUUCAUGGGAACUCAAAAAUUAAAUAUUUAUCUUUAUUGUUUGGGGGUGGUUGAUUUUUCUCUUUUUCUUUCUUUUCUGUUCUAUUUGUAACAAUUCUAAAUAACAAAACAAUAGAGAAUUUGAUGAGAAUUUGAAGCUGCAUAUUUCAUAGCGGUUUUUGAAAAAUAUCAUAAAAAAACAAUAUAACAAUCUGCUCAAGAUGUCUCAUUAAUAUUUUGGAGCCUUUGUUUCUUUGUUUAUUAAAUUCAUUUGCCAUCUAUCUCAUUUCAAGAUGA